Molecule: messenger RNA, 1575 nt
Organism: Engraulis encrasicolus (European anchovy)
Lineage: Eukaryota; Metazoa; Chordata; Actinopteri; Clupeiformes; Engraulidae
Exons: 7
Coding region: 22-1575 (517 amino acids)
Biological process (GO): B cell receptor signaling pathway; negative regulation of T cell activation; intracellular signal transduction
Cellular component (GO): plasma membrane; membrane raft
Source: RefSeq, a predicted model, not a curated record
CGAGUGAGGCAGCCCCCCCACAUGGCCUCCAUGCAGGACGGGGUAAACUUCACUGCUCCUCCCUAUGGCAAGGUCCUACUGCUUGGGGCCAUCGCGGCUGCCUCUGCCUUCGUCGUCACCAUCCUCAUCGUCGUGCUCUGCGUGGGAUGUCAGAGGAAGGGGAAGACUCACGGUGGCUCCGGCGAGGGCGGAAAGCACCGGCUAAUGGACAUGAGUAUCCUGAGGCAGUCCAAGCUGAGGUCCAUUAGCAAGUCGGACACAAAGCUGCACGAGAUGAACAAACUGAACUGCAACGGAAAAAAGAAGGACAAGAAGAACCGGCCAGCCAGCAUGGACCUGCUGCUUCUCCCCAGCCGACGCUCCAACUCGGACCGGCAGCUGCCGCAGAUCCCCCCCGGCAAUGGUGAGGAUGGUGAUCACACAUACUCUGAGGUGGGCCGCCGCUCCUCUGCAAGCCGUUGCCCUGACGACGCCCUCUAUGCUAUAGUAGGGGGCAGGGCUGGCGAGACGGACACCCCCGCGCCGCCGGCCGUCCCGGCCAACACCCCUGCGCCCCCCGACCCGGACGGAGACGGCGUGGACGGAGGGAUGGGGGACCCGGAGAGCAUCACCCCGCAGGCCAUGGCACCCAGCGCCGAGCCGCCGCCCCAGGGGAGCAGCGAGUACGCCUGCAUCCGCAAGGUGCGCAAGGUGGACAAGGCGGCGCAGAAGAGGGACAACGGCACCGAGACGGAGGAGCUGGUCCAGCAGAGGCACAGCAGCGGAGACCUGCGCCACGGGCCGCCCUCACACCCUGCGCCGCCGCCACCGCACCCCCACAGCAUGAAGAUGCCCCGCAAGAACAUCGAGGCCUUUAACCUGCCCACCUUCCCCAAGGAAGCUGUUUUCAUGGGUAAUGGCGAGGAGUACAUUUGGAAGCCGCCAGAUGACGAUGACUUCGUGAUACAACACAAACAGAUAAUGCCUCUGGGCGACAGCUUACAACCAUCAGCAGCUGGGAUUGCAGACAUGUACUCCAAAGUGUGUAAACCUGGCAAGAAGAAGAGAGCCAUGCCUGGGUCACCUCCGGGAAACACAGGCUACCGGACCUUGGGGCGUGGGGACCGGGAUCGCGAUCGCGACGGGGGCUUCAGCGUGGUGGUCAAGCCGCAAACGUGGGCCCCGCAGGAGGCCAAAGGGGCCCGCGCGCCCCCCGGCUCCAUGGAGGACCAUUGCUACGAAGCCAUUGGCUCCGAAGAGUGUGACCCGGCCUACGAGGCCAUAGAGGGCGGUGGAGGCUGGAAGCCUCGGGAGAGGGCCCCUCCCAUGCCCAACGCCAGCGCCACACUACGGCCAAAGAAGAAGAAGCCUCAGCAGCCCCUACAGCAGCCGCCACCCCCUCCUCCUCUCCAGCUGCAGCAGCAGCAGCAGCAGCAGACUCCUAAAAUGCAGCACGCGCCCGCCAAGUCCAUGCUGCUGCCGGGAGAGAACCUCUAUGAGAGCAUUGCGGACCUGAAGCACGGCUCCACCUCCGCCAGCACCACCACCAUCUUCACCUUCAACGACGGCAUGGAGAUGUACGUCACUGGCUUGUAG